AGACCCCGGCGAAAAAGUUAUAGCACUUGGCGGCGAUUAAUUGACCUUAUUUUUGCAUAGAUUGAACUUGAUUAAAGUUGGUGGUUCUUGUUUACAAGGGACUGGCCACCAAACUGCAAGUGCAAGAUGUCAUUCCUUUCAACACACAAAAUUAUGAUGGUUGCAAGAACUCUGUCUUAUUGUAAACAUUUGAGACAAGUGAAGACAGGCCUGUCAGAGUGUCCAUCUAUUGUCUAUGUUGCUUUCUCCAACUGCCAGAGAAGAUUAUAUGCAGAAGAUUCAUCCAACAAAGGCGCAGUAUCUAAAGCCUCAUCAUCAGAUGUUGGUGAUGCAAAACCAAUCACAUUCAAGGAAAAGGUGAAAGAGAACACCAAGACGACCGGCUACGGCCUGAUCAUGCUGGGAGGCAUCGGUGUCACGGCCGUCAUGUUCUACGCCAUCUUCCGCGAGCUGUUCAGCAGCAAGAGCCCCAACUCGGUGUACUCGGCGGCGCUGCAGCGGUGCGCCGAGGAGCCGCGUGUGGUAGACACUCUCGGCGCGCCGGUGAAGGGGCACGGCGAGGAGACUCGCCGCGGUCGCCGCCGGCACGUCAGCCACCUCAACUACCAGCAGGAUGGCGUCAACCACAUGCGCAUGAAGUUCUACAUCGACGGCAGUCGCCAGUCGGGCACCGUCUACCUGGAUGUGCGGGAGAGUCCCGAGACUGGACGGUACGAGUACCGGUACUUGUUUGUAGAGGUGGACGGCAGUCGGCGGGUCAUCGUCCUGGAGGAUAACCGGGCGUCCGAGCCCCGCUCUCUGCCGGCUCUGCCGCCCCUGAAAGACUACAGCCAGCCGCGCAGCGAAAUGUGAUCCGGUCAGAUCAGGUCAGCCCAGGUCAACGGUCGACUGAGAGUGCCGAGAGCAGAGCGUGGGUAUAUAAGGGGACCUGCCUCCGUGGGGCAGGUCUGGCGCUCUACUUCGACUAGGGUAACGUCCUGGCCUAUAUCACUCGUUCUGCUAACCUGAUGACGCAUUAGCAAAAAUAAUCUUGCCGGUGAAGGGCUUAGAUAUUGACGACGCCACGCUAUGCGUUGGUGACCGAAUAGUGAAUGAACUGACGUUCGAUAAAUGAGCCAGUGGGGCCGUCAGGGGAGGCAAACUCUGGCGGACUUUAAACUAGCUUCAAGCGCAUUGAAAACGAGGGUGUUCAUGCUGCCUGUAACUGAGCCGGUACUUGUGGCGAGUUUAAUGCCAUAGCAUCCGGCAGCUCGAUUUCGAAAAUCAACAUGGAGAAGUGGUAUUUGACCGGUUGUGGCGCUGAACUGAGUGUGUCGUUGGAGCCGACGCGAGGCGCGGCUCGCUAGAGUGAUCCGCAGAAGUCUGGGUGUGUCUUUGUUACGCUGAUGAUGGGUGAUGUGUGUGUAUGUGUUGUGUGUGUUAUAUCAAGUGUGCGUGUGAUGUGGUCCCUCAGUGCGUUUCAAUGGACAUGGUCGUUCGGAAAUGGGAGAAAGAUGUGGCUUCUAUGUGACCGAUAACUCGUUCUUACCGAGUCGGUCCCAUUUGUUUGUGUGUCGGUCGUAAUUAUUGUCCCCAUUGUCUGGCGGGGUGAAUCCGUUCCCGUCCGAACGCUGGCAAUGAGGGCACAGUGGUUUCAACUUCCUCCUCCCCAGAAGGGUAGGGUGAUGUGAGCUGAAUAGGGAGGGGGAAACCGUCACCGGCUGGCCUACUGCCAACGCUGAUGCAAUACAUUGCCGCAAAAUCGGCCGGUCGGUC
Amphibalanus amphitrite is the source of this 1755-nucleotide messenger RNA. RefSeq names its product mitochondrial import inner membrane translocase subunit Tim21-like. Gene Ontology annotation, cellular component: TIM23 mitochondrial import inner membrane translocase complex. NCBI's taxonomy places the organism in Eukaryota, Metazoa, Arthropoda, Thecostraca, Balanomorpha, Balanidae. Gene Ontology annotation, biological process: protein import into mitochondrial matrix. The record is from RefSeq and is a predicted model, not a curated record. The transcript is spliced from 4 exons. Bases 127 to 852 code for a protein of 241 amino acids.